Molecule: messenger RNA, 3915 nt
Organism: Periophthalmus magnuspinnatus
Lineage: Eukaryota; Metazoa; Chordata; Actinopteri; Gobiiformes; Gobiidae
Product: regulating synaptic membrane exocytosis protein 2
Exons: 25
Coding region: 1-3723 (1240 amino acids)
Biological process (GO): regulation of synaptic plasticity; regulation of membrane potential; positive regulation of synaptic transmission
Cellular component (GO): presynaptic membrane; cytoskeleton of presynaptic active zone
Molecular function (GO): transmembrane transporter binding; small GTPase binding
Source: RefSeq, a predicted model, not a curated record
AUGCAGAGUCAGUGGUGGGAUCCUAGAUUGUGGCCCGGUCCAGAUCCUGGUCUAGAGCUGGGUCUAGGCCCAAAUCUAGACCCGAGUCCAGUCUCGUGGCUCCCCUCCGUUGAUGGACAGAGGCUCAUUGGACGCAUCAUCCUCAACAAGACUCUGAAGGAUGGAACCACACCCCGAGACACCGGUGCCCUGCUUGGGCUGAAGGUGGUGGGGGGUAAGAUGACGGACAGUGGGCGUCUCUGUGCGUUCAUCACUAAAGUGAAGAAGGGGAGUCUGGCUGACACCGUGGGACACCUGCGCCCAGGGGACCAGGUUCUGCAAUGGAACGGUCGGGUUCUUCAGGGCGCCACCUUCAGCGAGGUUUAUGACAUCAUCCAGGAGUCCCAAAACCAGACCCAAGUCCAACUACUGGUCCAGAGAGACCUUAGUCUGAACCAGGAUCUGAAUCGGGAUAUGAACCAGGACAUGAGCUCAAGUUCUUUGGAGAGCGUUCAGAAGGUGUUGUCAUGUCCCGUCAGUCCCACUGUGAGUUUAAACAUUAGUGGCUCACAGCGCACGCUGGUCCCAAGGAUCCAGGUGAAGCUGUGGCUGGACUCAGUCGGGCGUCAGCUCAUUGUGACGAUUCUCGGUGCCAAAGAACUUCCCUGUCGAGAAGAUCACCGCCCCCGAAACCCCUACGUCAAUAUGUACCUCCUGCCAGACCGCAGUGACAAGAGUCGUCGUAGGACUAAGACUGUGAGGAAGUCCACAGAGCCACGCUGGAGCCAGACUUUCAUUUAUGGCCCAGUUCUGCUCCGGGACCUGACAGACCGGACUCUGGAGCUCACAGUGUGGGACCAGACCAGAGUCCAAGAGCAGACCAGAGUCCUAGAGCCCAUCCACAACCAGGACGAGGAGAGCCAGCUGCUGGGGCAGGUGCUAGUCCGUCUGGAAGGGGCACUGUUGGACGAUCAGCCGCACUGGUACAAACUGCAGCUGCCCCAGAUCUCCCCCUAUGUCCCGCGUAGGGUACUGCAGCAGAACAGGUCUCUGCCUCGAGUUCGGACCCUGGGCCAGGACUAUGUCUACGAGGACACAGAGCAGGACGGGAUCGGGGUCAUCUCAGAUACCUUGUCCAGAUGUAAUGGUCUGGAUUUUGGAUCGUCCAUGUCGGUUCCAGACCAGGUUCUGACACGGAUCAGACCCCACUCUCCUCAGCCCUUACCCCACAGUUCUCAGACUCUUUACCCUCUGCUCCGAGAGGACGCCGUUCGUCUGUUGCGAGGCUCAAAACUCAGCCGCACCCAAUCAGAUGCCUCCGCCCACCCCCCAGACAGGAGACCCAUGAGGAGGAUGUCUCUGGCGCCGUCUCUGGACUCUCCUCACGACAGGUCCCGGUCUCCUCGCCUGAGUCCAGUUUUCGGUCACUUGUCUCGACAGCUGCCCCUCGCCCCAAACCGCAGCCGCAAUGGAGAGCUGGGCGACACGGUGCAGUCAGUUCUGUCCUCGUUCUCAGCUCCACCUCCUGCUAUAAGAGUCCAGGCCCCGCCCCCAGCCACACACACAGCACCCACCUAUGCUCAAGCCCCUCCCCCUGCAGCCCCUCCGCCUCAGGCCUUUGUCCCAAACGGUGCUCCUCACUGGUCGUAUUCAGCCCCUCCUGCAGCAGCCCCGUCCCCUAUACCUCCUCAGGCCCUUCCCCCUUGCACUCAGGCCCCACCUCAUGCUGCUGUAGCUCCUCCCCCUGCUCCUUUUAUGAAUGGUGUUACUCCUCCCAUUCAAACACAUGCUCCUAUAACCGUGCCUCAUUUUGGUCCUAUGGCUCCUCCUCCAGGUGUAGUCCCUCCGGCCGCUGCACGAACCCCUUCCCUUCCAGCAGCAGCCCCUCCCUCUCCAGGCACAGUCCCUCCCCCUGCAGAUGCAGCCCCUCCCCCUGCAGCACAAGCCACUUCCCCUCCAGCGGCAGUCCCUCCCCCUGCAGCACAAGCCCCUUCCCCUCCAGCGGCAGCCCCUCCCCCUGCAUCACAAGUCCCUUCCCCUUCAGUGGCAGCCCCUCCCUCUGCAGCACAAGCCCCUUCCCCUUCAGCGGCAGCCCCUUCCCCUGCGGCACAAGCCCCUUCUCCUGCAGCUCAAGCCGUGCCCAUGACAGCAUCAGCCUCUCCCUGUGCUCCUACAGUUCCUCCCCCUGCUCCUCCUGUUCAAACAAAUGUCCCUGUGACCACGCCUCCUGUUGUAGCUCCUCCCUGUGCCUCUUCUGCCCCUACCCCUGCAGCUCCUCCCCCUGCCUCUACAUAUCCUCCUACUGCAGCGCAAGCCCCUCCCCCUGUUGCCGUCUCGUCCAGUGGCAUUUCUGCAGCUGCUCUAACAUCACAGGGUUCCACAGACGCUCCACCCCCUGCUCCGAUUCCCUCCACACCAGUAGCUCCUCCCACAGAGUCGGCCCCGCCCCCAGCACAGGCCCCACCCCCUCAGACCCCAGAGCUGGAUAGGCGGUCGGCAACACCUGGCGGUACCAGGAAGGAGGUCACAUGGGAGGACCAGCAGAAGAAACCGGCUGAUGAGGAGGCUCCUCUGAAGGACAUGAACAAGAUGAGUUCAUCUCUGAAGUCGUUAGACUCAGACUGCACAGAUGCUCCGUCUCUGGACCCUCAGGCCCUCAGUGCGUUUGCGAGUCUGUUAGAGAAAAGGAGAGAGAGGAGGAGCAGCCGAGCAGCAUCGGUGGAUUUGAGGCCAGCUUUGGAGCAGCCAAAGGAAAUGACAUUAUCAGAGAAGGAAGGAGCCAUGCUGCAGAAAAGCGAAUCAGUGGAAGGAGAGGAGGAGGAGGAGGAGGAGCCAAAUCCAACCAGUGGCAGUGCUCCAAUGCAGAAGUCAGCCUCGGUGGGCGGAGAGAUCUGCUCUUUGUCUCGAAACGAUGAUGAUGAUGACGAUCGAAAACGCCGCUCCAGUUUGGGACAAAAGAUGUUAGGGAUGGUCGGGCUGGGCAAGAAGAGCCAGAGUACUACUAACCUCAAUCCAGAAGAGGAGGAGAAGAAGAAAAAGGUCAUCCGUCUGCCGGUGCAGAGGAGUAUCGAGACCGGACUCGCCAUCGAGUUUAAGGCCAAGUUCACCCGACAAGCCUCAAGGGACCCGGAUGCAGAGGACCCAAAGCCUGGAGCUCUUAUCUUUCCUGGAGUAAAAAUAGCUGCUGAUAAAAACUUCACAGGUUUCCUUGAAAAUCUUGGUCCUGCCCAGGUUGCAGGACGCCAGACACUGGCCACGCCCCCCAUGGGGGAUAUUCAGUUAGGGAUGGUUUACAGAAAAGAGCGUCUGGAUGUGGAGGUGAUCCGAGCCCGAGGUCUGAUGGCCAAACACGGCAACAAGAAUACGCCAGCCGCCUAUGUGAAGGUGUACCUGAUGGACAACGGGAAGUGUGUCCUGAAGCGAAGAACCCGACUGUCUCGGAAAACUCUGGACCCACUUUACCAACAACAGCUGCAGUUUGAGGAGAACCCUGAGGGCAAGGUUCUACAGGUGAUCGUGUGGGGUGAUUACGGGCGCAUGGACCAUAAAUCAUUCAUGGGAGCUGCUCAGGUCCUACUGGAUGAUCUGGAUCUGUCCAACAUGGUGAUUGGCUGGUUCAAACUGUUCCCUGCGAUCUCAUUGGUAGAUCCGGGUCUGGCGCCGUUGACCAAUAAGGAGGUGGAGGGCGAGAAGGCGUUUCUGGUUCCACCCCCCGCACCCAAACCACAGGUCGCCAAGACAUGAGACCAUCAGCCAAUCAGGUCAAUCAAAGCAGAGGGCUGUGGUUAUGUCAUCUGAGCUGCACACGGCCCCAGAGCUUCAGACUCUAACACUUUAAAGAGGGGGGUAUUUCGCAAAAUGUACUUUAAUGUAAGUUUCUACCAUGUUAUAAUAUUCCCUCAUCAAAACCAUGCCUGAAGAGGUUUUAGAUGUCAU